Molecule: messenger RNA, 956 nt
Organism: Daktulosphaira vitifoliae (grape phylloxera)
Lineage: Eukaryota; Metazoa; Arthropoda; Insecta; Hemiptera; Phylloxeridae
Gene: Saysd1
Exons: 3
Coding region: 263-832 (189 amino acids)
Source: RefSeq, a predicted model, not a curated record
UUACUAGUUGGGUCAAAGUAAACAAUUUUGUUUGCAAUCAUUAUUUAAUGAAAAUUAAUUAUUAUGGUCUUACUAUAUAAAUUCGUAAAAGCACCAUAUAAUACGUGGCCAUUUAUUAUUUUUAGUAAUUUUCAUAAAUUAUUUAUUUAUUUUUCUCUUUUUCUUAUAAAGUAUUAAGGUGACGAAUAUACUGGUAUAGUAAUUUAUUUUUAAUUUUAAAUUUCAUACAAUAUGAUGCUGUAAGAGUUGUUAAUUAUACAAAAUGACCAGUAGAAAACGAAUAGUAUUGAAGCCAUUGUCUUUGACAACAACUCAACAAAGUAGAGUUCAGAGUAAUGUUCAUGAAACUUCUAAUACACAGAUUCAGAAUUCUUCAUUUAUACAUGGUAACAAUGAGAAAAAAAGGGUACUUCUUAGUCCAGAAUCGUGUCAACCUAAAGUACCUAUUAUUCAAAGAAGCAGAGUACCUGUACCAAUUAUAAAUGGCAAUUUAUCAGAUACAGAUUCAGAUGAUUCUAGUCAUGAAACUAAAGAUAUAAUAGACAGAAAAUUAACAAAACCUUUAAAAAAUAAUAAUUAUUCAUUUUAUGUUAAAGUUGUUAUAUUUUUAUGUUGGUUAUUUAUUCAGUAUUGGAUGAUUGUUGAAGCAGGUUUUGGAGCUGUAUUUUUUGUGUGUUCUGCACUUAUUGCAAUAUAUCUAAAUACAUCUAAUUCUCAUAAAAGAAGAAAUACAUUAAGUGCUUAUUCGGUAUUUAAUCCCCAAUGUAUUUCUAUACAAGGUUCAGCGGAUCCAAAACAAUUAGAAAGAGAGCUUAUGUUUAGUGGAUUAUAAGUGUUAGAAUUAUUGUCAACUGUUACAUUUUGGUCAAUUAUAUUGUGAUUUACUAUUAGUUGUGAUUUAAUUAUAUUGUAAAAUUAUUGUUUUAUAUUAUUAAUUAAAAAUUAUAAAAAAUUUA